GCUCUUGCAUUCGCACCACUACCGUCUACCAAACCACACUUUAACCAACCAACCAUGUCGAGCACCACCACUCCCGCUGCUUUCGACAACAGCUCCGUCUCCUGUUCAUCGAGCGAGCAAACAACUUCCACUCUCACUCUCCGGGAGCGCCGGGGCUUCAAUCUCUAUUUAUCAUUUGCCCCCGCGUUCCCCAAGAUCGAGCCAAAAGGCCAGCUUGGACCCACCCACGCCAACCUCCCUCGCCGUCGCAAGCGGAGCAGCGUUGUCUCAGUCGAGGCGUCCUCAUCAAGGGCGGCUGCUCCCGCUGCUGAAAUCACAGCAUACUUCUCGUAG
This is a messenger RNA of Mycena indigotica, 333 nucleotides long. RefSeq lists its product as uncharacterized. The record is from RefSeq and is a predicted model, not a curated record. Bases 55 to 333 code for a protein of 92 amino acids. The transcript has a single exon. NCBI's taxonomy places the organism in Eukaryota, Fungi, Basidiomycota, Agaricomycetes, Agaricales, Mycenaceae.